GACACCGCGUCUAGUGGCAGUCUGUGUGGAGAAAGUAUUGAAGGUGGAUGGCGCGGAUGGUGUUGGAUUGUUGGGGGGUGAUUUAUGGAGUAGCCCGGUGAGAACCAUUUACUCGAUUCGUCGGAAGGCUAGAGGACAGUGAUACCAGGAAACUGACAGGUAACAUGCCAGUAGAGGUGACUCCCCUGCAGAUGAGGGAACAUGUUGGCUAUGGACCAAGGAGUGGUGGAGGAAUGGCUAUCAGAAUUUAAGACCCUCCCUGAUAGUGCCAUCUCUACCUAUGCUGCCUCGCUAAGAGACAAAGGUGUCCUGGUUCCUGCACUCUACAAAGUCAUCCGAGAGAACUACAGCGACCUACUGGAGCCGGUGUGUCACCAGUUAUUUGAGUUUUACCGAAGCGGUGUGCCGCAGCUGCAGCGUUUCACGCUACAGUUCCUGCCAGAGCUCCUGUGGAGCCUCCUGUCCGUCAGCGCUGCCAGAGAUCCCCACACCUCCGGCUGCAUCGAAGCGCUGCUGCUUGGCAUUUACAACCUGGAAAUAGUUGAUAAAGAUGGACAAAGUAAGAUAUUGUCUUUCACCGUCCCUUCCCUCUCCAAACCCUCAGUCUACCAUGAGCCGUCGGCCAUUGGCUCCAUUGCUCUCACGGAAGGAGCUUUAGCCAAUCAUGGGCUGAGCAGGGUGGUGUACAGCGGGCCACACCUCCAGAGAGAAACCUUUACAGCCCAGAAUAGAUUUGAGGUGCUGACUUUCCUGCUGCUGUGUUACAACGCUGCUCUCAGCUACAUGACGUCCACCUCUCUGCAGUCCCUGUGUCAGCUCAGCUCCAGGGUGUGUAUAUGUGGUUACCCACGGCAACAGAUGCGGCGCUACAAAGGCAUUAGUACACGACUGACUGUCACGUCAGAGUUCCUGGUUCAGCUCAUCACAGGGAUUCACUACGCCUUAUGUAAUGGUGAAGUGGAGCUGGGAUCUAAAGCACUGGAUGAUGUCCUGUAUCGAGCCCAGUUAGAGCUGUUCCCUGAAGCUCUGUUGGUGGGUAACGCCAUCAAGUCAUCGCUGCAUGGUGCAGCACUGAAGAGCAACAACAAGGAGGGUGCACGAAGUAUCCAGGUGGAAAUCACGCCCACCUCUUCCAGGAUCUCCCGCAAUGCUGUCACCUCCCUGUCUAUACGGGGACACCGCUGGAAGAGACACGAUGCAGUGGAUCUGGGUUCCCCGGAUGAGCUGAUGGAUAUUUCAGAAGUGGAUGAAGGGGUUUUCCCAGGUGGGGUGGGGCCUGAAACGACUCCACCCACUAUCACCAUCAGCAACAGCAUUACGACGUUGAACCUUGGAGCGAAGGCUAUGAAGAAGUGUCGGCUCGGCGGGCGCAGCAGCAAGGACAAGGAGGCGGGGCCCCUUACAACCGGCCGGGCCGCAAGCGAGAGCACAGAACUGUCCUUGAAGCGACUAACGCUCACUUCCAGCCAGUCGGUGCCCAAAGCUGGAGCUCUCACCAACCUCACACGCACUGCCAGCGCCGUCUUCUCUCGCUCCUUUGAGCAGGUGCCGAGCGGCAACGCUCCACCUCCUAGCAACCACACAGCCGCUGAGGCGGGUCGUUAUUCCUGCAGCCUGCAGGAGGACGGGAUGGGGUACUUGAGUCCAGCACCAAACCAUACCCAGCGCUCCCCCAGCAUUAGUGUGCAUUUUGGCUCUGACCACUGAACCCUUUAACUCCUGACGGUAUGGACCCUCGUCUGUGAUUUUGUGACCCUGUACCUGUGACCUGGAACUCCAAGCCAUGCCAACGACAGUGGACCACAAACACGUGAUGAAGCGCUGUUUUUACCCCCACUCCAUUUCAGACAUCUUUGAUUCUCUGUGCUGUAAACCCAUUCAUUCAAGUGUCUGAGCAGCUCGGCGCCCCCUGCUGCAGCUUCCUCUCAGCCUGGUGGAGGAGUGGCAUCAGGGAUUGCUCGUCCAGCUUUACUGAUUUUUUUUUUCGGAGAAGGUGAAGACAGAACUGUGCUCUAUCGCAGAGCAGCCUGAAUGAAUGCACUUAUAAAAAUAUCACUAAACUGGGAAAAGCAUUUGGAAAUUUAACUGGCAUUUGUUGCCCUGCAUGGCUUUUCCAUUUAUCCAUCCUUACCUUGCCCAGGUGUGUCUGAGGGCAGGUGCACUGUGUGUGAGAAGUACAGAUAUUUUUUUUUUUUUUAGAAAAAAGCUGCUGAUUGAUGCAAUGAACAAGGAGUGAUCUCUCCUAGUUGAAAUAAGGGUUUCUACUACUUUUUUUUUAUUCAUGUAUUCCUUCCCACAGCAAUAAAUUCUAUCAUUGUUGGUAUUUUCGAUUGUUCAGACUGAUUUUUGCCAAUCUUCCCUCUGUCCUCACCACCAGAUCUAUAAAUGUGCUCCUUGCAGUCUAAAUUCUUCCCGAAAAUCAGUCACAGAAUAAUCAAUGAGUAUGAAAAGAACAAGGUCUAUGUUUACAAUCACACAGUAUUUUAGUCAUGACGGAGAAGCAAUAUUUUCCUUCCCCUUGUUCCUCAAGCACCUUCCUUUUUAAUUGCAGUGGAUUUGCUGGCAAACAUUUUAAAUCAAGCUUCUUGCAAUUGAUUGUUGGUUUACCUUUUUCUGAGGAUGAUGGAUAUGUUUGACUAAAGUAUUGAAUUUUGCACGUGGACGAAGAAAUGAAUUCUGUUUUCACCUGGUAUUUUCUUAUGAACUCAAAGUGCUUGAUGCUGAAAUUGUUGUAUUUUUCUGAGAGAAGUAUGUUUUGUUGCUCCACAAAGAUUCCCUCUCGCCUUUUGUACGAUGCUAUUAAAAUGUGGAACUAUCUGAAUCCACACACUCUUAUUCAAGCUUGCUUACGUGCACAAAAUAAGUAAUUUGAUACCACUGAGUAUUAACUCAAUGACCGAAACUGUAACUGAAUCUUUUUCUCUUUCAACAGUGAGAGUAUCUUUAGAGCAACAAGGCAUUUUUCUUGUCUUCUAAUCCACCCACCUUUCCAUAUGUCUGUAGUAUUUAAGUGAUGUGCUUCCCACUUACUCUUUAUCGAUUACAUCGUCACCCAAGACUUGGCAAUUGCAAAUAAAGAAGUAAAACUUAAAACCAUCUGCUACAAUUGAUGUCCUAAAUUCACCGGUUCAUGCUGCUCCACCUUGUGGAAAACUUGUAUUCUCUUGUCUGUGUACUGUAGCUGAGUGUUUGUAGCUUGGUGGGAUGAUUUACCACUCGCGUUUCUUCGUAUGUGGGUUUACAGUGACUGGGUAAGCUAUUGUUGUACAUCAUACUGUUAUACUAAAGUUGAUUAUAUUGGCCUUUUUAUGUCUGAAAAUAACUCUCACUGCUACAUCUGGGAAUAAAGUGUUUCUAUAUUUGA
Molecule: messenger RNA, 3364 nt
Organism: Cololabis saira (Pacific saury)
Lineage: Eukaryota; Metazoa; Chordata; Actinopteri; Beloniformes; Belonidae
Gene: hycc1
Product: hyccin PI4KA lipid kinase complex subunit 1
Exons: 11
Coding region: 202-1707 (501 amino acids)
Biological process (GO): protein localization to plasma membrane; phosphatidylinositol phosphate biosynthetic process
Cellular component (GO): plasma membrane
Source: RefSeq, a predicted model, not a curated record